Molecule: messenger RNA, 1245 nt
Organism: Chara braunii
Lineage: Eukaryota; Viridiplantae; Streptophyta; Charophyceae; Charales; Characeae
Source: the annotation of a GenBank genome assembly
GCAGUGAGAAAGGAGCUUCCUGGUGCUCUGUUCAUCCGAGGAGAGUGAGACUAUCAUCGUAGCACGGUUGGCUCGGUAGCUGCUGCCAUCAUGGAUGCUGCCUGCAGACGGGUGACGGCUCGGAGUCCCCGCAUGGCCCCUCUUGCUGCUGCUACCAGCAUGCGGUGGCUGGUUGCCCUCACCGGUGUGGCGAUUGCCGUCCUGCUGWUGCCGUCAACGGCUGCCGCGAGAAGAGGACUGGAAUCAGUGGAUGGCCACUUGCUUGCCACCGCUGUACCCAUGUUUUUUGAGAAAGCUGACGCCGGCGAGCUCCAGCAGCAGCGGUGUGGGCCGACGGUCGCAGGGCGUGAGACCCCUCGGUGCAUCCUGCGGCCGCCCUUCAACGCUGGAUAUGAGAACCGCACCUAUGUCGCCGGUGCCAGGUGGGUUACGGUCAAGCUGCAGGGCGGCUUCAACGACGCCGCCUAUCAGGGCGUCAUAGAAGGCAUUUCCUACUUCAACGGCAAAAACGUGGACGGGACGACGAUUCCUCUUGCAUCGCCAAUCAGGAUAAAUGGGACACUUCCUGGCGAAUUACCUGGCAUUGCGCUCACUACCCUCUUUGUACCCUCGUCGUUCACGGAUGCGCUCCCCAAACCUCAAGAAGACGAUGCCGGCCGGAUCUUCACCAGGAUGUGCGGGAACCAGCAGUUUUAUGUUCUGACAAUCGGUAGCGGUUUCCCGACCGCGGAGACGUUCCUCCGAGGUCAACUGAGGCUGAUGUUUUUGCUGGAUAGGGAUGGCGUGGGGUACAAGGCGCAGACGUUCCAGCUUGUCAGCUACGGCCCGCCGUUCCGCACGCAGACGCUAGAGAUAUGGGUCAGUGGGCUUUACUCACACUGCACAGCCUGAAGUACAGCUGAGUUGACGAUGUAUAGAAGAUUCGAAGGCGCAGCCAAUUUGGUCCUUGCUUUCCGUCCACCCGGGAGGGUCCAAUGACCUCAAUAAAUGUGGCUCUCCUUUGGGGUAGAACUCAAUUCUACCGCGSAGACGUUCCUCCGAGGUCAACUGAGGCUGAUCUUUCGGGGCUAGGAGGGUCAGAUGGUGUGGUGGAUCAUGAGUGAGUUUAGGCUAUCUAUGGGUUCUCUGGUGGUGAAGUGUUCGGCUGGGACGGAGCUUGAGUUUGGGCUGGAUUUCGUGGAAGCUCUUUCUGAAAUACUACUGAACUGUCCCCAGGGACUUCGUCUUUUUCGCUUCCCGGCCAAA